UUCAGUAUGAGCAGAGAUCAGUUCGAGUCAGGCUGUAUGAGGUUAUUGCAGCUGUCAUUGACGUUAUCUACCUAUAAAUUGAUAUUAGUGUGUGCCGCUUAUAGUUGUAGUGCUGCGAAAAUUUUCUGUCUGUAAUUUGCUCUGUCUUUUCGUUAAAAAAAAUAUAUAUAUAUAUAUGUCAAUUAUGCAUGUGUUUGUUUCACGUGGCAUGCAGCAAAGCGCAUGUGCAGUGCGCAAGUUACAUUUGCACGCAUCGCGUCUUCGUCAAUCUACAGGUCCUUUGACACACUUCACAGACGAUGAACUUAUGACGAAGCAAAUGGUUGCUAAACUGGCUAGAGAAGAUAUCGCUCCGCUCGUGCGAAAGAUGGAAAAGGAUGGAAGGAUAGACGACAGGAUAUUUGGGAAGCUCUUUGAAAAUGGUCUGAUGGGUAUCGAAAUUCCGACGGAGUACGGUGGAGCGGGAAGCAACUUUAUGAAUACAGUACUGACUAUCGAAGAAAUUAGUAAAGUCGACGCGACAGUGUCCAUUCCCGUUUCUAUCCAAAACGGUUUGAUAAAUUCAAUAAUACGUAAAGUUGGAUCCGAAGAACAAAAGCGAAAGUACUUACCGAAAUUGGCACAGAAUUGUGUAGGUAGCUUCUGUCUGUCGGAAGUUAGCUCAGGAUCGGACGCUUUUUCUUUAAAAACCGAAGCGAAGAAGGAUGGUGACGAGUACGUGAUCAAUGGUACAAAAAUGUGGAUUUCCAAUUCCGAUGUGGCGCAAGUUUUUAUACUAUUCGCUAACGCGAAUCCUUCCGCCGGCUACCGUGGCAUUACCACCUUUCUCGUGGAUCGCGAUACACCUGGUCUCACCGUAGCUAAACCAGAGGAUAAAAUGGGUAUGAAGGCGUCCUACACCGCUAUGGUCCAUUUCGACAAUGUCCGAAUACCCGAAAACAAUUUAUUGGGAGAGUUUGGAUGUGGAUACAAGUACGCGGCUGGAUUUUUGAACGAGAGUAGAAUCGGUGUCGGGGCACAGAUGAUUGGCGUAGCGCAGGGCUGUCUGGACGCUACUAUACCAUAUACGUUGGAAAGAAGGCAAUUUGGAAAGGAAAUUUUCUCCUUCCAGGCACUGCAAUAUCAAAUAGCUCAAGCGGUAACGGAACUCGAAUGCGCUAAAUUACUCGUUUACAACGCGGCGAGACUAGUUGAAGCUGGAAAAGAUGUUAUGAAAGAAGCGGCUAUGGCCAAGUUCGCCGCGUCCGAGACUGCAUGCCGUAUCACUGCAAAGUGCAUAGACCUUAUGGGAGGUGUCGGUUUUACAACUGAUUAUCCUCAAGAAAAGUAUUUUAGAGACUCGAAAGUCGGUACCAUUUACGAGGGUACGAGUAAUAUGCAGUUAUUAGCAAUUGCAAGAUGUAUUCGCAAACAAUAUUCAUAGAUAUAAUAGCGACCGUGACUUUAUAAAAGAGCAAUUUAUUUAUACAUAUAUUAUAUUACUCACAUUAAUGUUUUCCUAGGCAGAUUAGAUAUAUAGUUUAUAUUAUAUGUAAUUUUAAAAAAAUCGACUUUUUGAAUCUAUUUACUCUCUUCUCAAUGAAAUACAUUAGAAACAAAGGACUUGUGUAGAUUUUUUUCUUUAUAUACAUAUGUGAUAAGCUAAUAUGAGCAAUUAAUAUUGACACACAUAUACACGUGUUUGGCAAUUCUUGCAAUCGAUAUCGAAUGAUUAAUGAUUUUUACGAAUGAUUUACUUACUUAAGUUAAACAUUUUUAUUUCCAUUUCGAAAGAUAUCUCUUUUAUUCCUUUUUAUAUAUUAUAUGUAUAAUAAUUUACACAAAUGUUUGCGAUGAUGGUGUACAUAUAAUUAAAGAUAUUUCUUAUAUAAAUGUAUAAAUCUGCUUUUAUUUAUAAUUACGAUAAGAUAUAAUUGAUAUCGUAUCUUGAUUAUUUAUAGAUAUUUUAUAGAGAAAUUUUAUUAAAAGUUACGCAAAUUAAUAUAUGUAUCUAAAAACGAGUGUUGUGUUUUUUGCAUUAGCGUAAUAAAUAUAAAUAUAAAAUAGAUCAAGAAGUAAAAGGAAAUUGCAAAACAAUACUCUAGCAUCAACAUUCUAGAAAAAUAUAGGCAAAAUUUUAAUAAAUUCUAAAUGUACAUGAAUAUACAUAAUAGGGGAAUAUAAAGACAGGAAACGGCCUUUUUUAAGUGUAAAAACUUUCUUUUUAAGAAUAUCAUUAAAUAAAUAAAUGCACACAAUAAUUCUGAAAAAUGUCCUCGUUAUCUUAUUUAUCUAGUAUUUCGCAAAUAUAAACAAUUAUAUAAAUAAUUAUUAUAUUUUUCUAUCGAUAUAACGUCAUACAUGCAAUAGUAACAUUUCUAGCUUAGCGAAUAUUAUGAUCAAAUAUCGUGUGAAAAUUAUUUAAUAAUAAUAAUUCUUUUAGAUUUUUUUUU
Cataglyphis hispanica is the source of this 2432-nucleotide messenger RNA. Its product is annotated as short/branched chain specific acyl-CoA dehydrogenase, mitochondrial-like. Bases 176 to 1423 code for a protein of 415 amino acids. NCBI's taxonomy places the organism in Eukaryota, Metazoa, Arthropoda, Insecta, Hymenoptera, Formicidae. The record is from RefSeq and is a predicted model, not a curated record. Gene Ontology annotation, molecular function: acyl-CoA dehydrogenase activity; flavin adenine dinucleotide binding. Gene Ontology annotation, cellular component: mitochondrion. The transcript has a single exon.